Molecule: messenger RNA, 2795 nt
Organism: Myzus persicae (green peach aphid)
Lineage: Eukaryota; Metazoa; Arthropoda; Insecta; Hemiptera; Aphididae
Exons: 8
Coding region: 691-2760 (689 amino acids)
Source: RefSeq, a predicted model, not a curated record
GUGUAAAGUAAUCCUGGUAGUAAGGUAAUCCUGUUAUAUAUGUAAUCCUGAGUAUAAAGUAAUCCUGUAAUAUAUUUAAUCCUGAGUAUAAAGUAAUCCUGUUAUAUAUGUAAUCCUGAGUAUAAGGUAAUCCUGUUAUAUAUGUAAUCUGAGUAUAAUAUCAGUAUUUUACCCAUGUAAUCCUGUACCAAGUUAGUAGAGACAAACAGUAACUUGGUACAGGAUUACCUACAUGGUUAAAGUACUGGUUUUGCCACAACCCUGAGUACAAUUACCUUACCAGGGGACUUAAAACAGUUUGGGUUUAUAGAGUAAGUCAUUUAGAGUCGAGGGAUAUCGUUUUCAAAGCGGUAGUACCAAAUUUGGAUUUUUAGUAAUUUUAUUUCAUAUUAUAAGUGCCGGGCGAACGUAAUUUGCACUACUCCGGUAGAAACGAAUCGGUUUAUAAUUCAUUAAAAAUCGAAAUAUUGUACUAAGACUUAGCCAAGCACAUCCCUGGCUUCGUUAGGAUAUCCCCUUUUUGGGAAAUGCAUUUUGGAUACUUACAAUUUGCAUAAAGUUGUGGUGAGGUCGAGUUGUCCAGAAAACGGUAUAUCGGUGCAGGAUUACAUAGGUAAAAUACUUGUUUUGCCCCUACUAAAAGUCUAAUUCGCCUACCAGGGGACUUAAAACUAUUUGGGGGUAUAGAGUAUGGUUAAUUUUCUUAUUCAAUCACUUUCCAUUUGUUCGUCGACCAGGUCCAUCGUGAUGUCGUCCAAACGGUCCAAUUUAAUUUGUAGCUUGGCUCAAGGCCAUAAUGUUUUAGAAAUGCGUCAAGACAUCGGUGUAAUUGAUGGUAUUAUUCCUAGGGGUUCUUUUCCGAACUUUGGUGAUUUUUUAGGUAAACGGGAAGAAAAAAAACAAGUUGUUCAUGGCAUUAAAAAUAAUUUUAUUUUCAUAAAAUGCCCAUUUUGUAAUGCUAAAUUUAUAAACGAAAACAAUAUAAUACGCCAUAUACAAAUCAAUCAUUCAAAUUCUAUACAAAAUAAAAGGCCGUAUAAACCAUCGGAGGAUACCUUAAUUGCAAUUGCGUCUGCUAUAAAUUUUGUAAAUUCCUUCCACAUUACAUCGGGACAAAUUUUUUAUUUAUUAAAAAGUUAUGGAUACAAAAUAAAAGGCAUUGAACAGUUGGAUACUAUUAUUGUUCAAAAUAUCAAGAGUAUCCAAUUUUACAUAAAUUGCAAAUAUGAGGUCCUUAAUAGAUGUGGUCAUGUAGAAAAAGUUAUUGAAUUCAUAAAACUUAAAAAUAUGGAACAAAGCAUUAUUGCAAAUGUGAGGGAUAUGGUAUUAAAGGCAGCAGGCGAAUAUGUUGAAUCGAAUUUCAAAACAAAAAAAUUGGGGGAAAAAAAGACUGCCAAACUUGUCCAAGAUUCGGUUAAAAUAUUCGACAGCAGUGCAGCAAAAAAUUUUGCUCAAUAUUUAAAUGCUUUAAAAAUUCAACAAAAUGUUCCCUACCAACCACAAAUCACUCUAGUUGAUUUUCCAGAGGUUUUUGCCAACCCUCCCACCCAACAGAAAGGAGAUUUCUCCAAUAUGUUUUGGCAAAAUGUGUUUGAUUGUCAUAGUAUAAGGUCUAUGGACAAUUCAAUAUCAUUUUCUAUUUCCUGUUUUGUUCACAACAGAAGCGAUGAUGUCAAUUUAAGUGAAGUUGAGUUUCAUGUAUAUAAACUAAUAGAGAUGAAAAAAAAUAUUAUUAAAAUGAAUAUUGUAACAGAUUACAUUGAUAUAUUUGAAAAUCAAAUUGAAAAGUUUAUCGCUACAGAUAAUAAAAUGAUACUAACACAUAUUGACUUACUACAAGCAAAUGUGUUGAAUAAUGUGGAGUUUUGCUUAAAAAACUUUAUAAGCAAACUGGACAACUGGUGGAUGCAUCCCUAUGUGCGUUAUGAUCCCAGUUUCCGGUCCUCUGAAAAUAGUAGUUCGAUGCAAGUUGACCUGACCACCCAACCAACAUCCUGCUUAACAUUUUUCAAGGAGGACACCACAAACCGUUUGUUUGUUUUGGCUUGCCUGCAUUUAUAUUUUAGAAAUACAAUUUUGUUACAAAACCACACUCUACAUACCUUAUACCAGCAUAUAACUGUUGUAAUGGCAAUUAUAUCCAGGAAUUUUGUAAACAAAUCCAAACUGCGGGCAAUAUUAAAGGAACUGUGUGACGAUCAACUUCUAACUUCUAUCAAAUCCUCCACCAGAACUUGUUAUCGUCCACAGCAUAAAUUAUAUUCUGUAAUUGAAGGAGAGAAAAAUAAUCCACUUUUGAAAAAAAUACUAGACAUUAAUAGUACAACCUAUCUAACCGCAGCAAUUUAUUAUGAUCUACCAUCAACAUUAUGGAUAUGUCAUGAACCGAAGCGUCGUGUCAAUUUUGAUAAGGGACAAUUGCACCAAAAUCUUCAACAAAAGGCAAUUUUUAUUAAAGAAUUCAUUACUAAAGUUGUUUCUCAACUACCCAUAUCCACCACCAUUCAGGACCUACAAAACGAUUUCAAACUUCAAAUUAAAAACUACAAUACAGCAUUACAGGACCUAUUUAAUAUAAUAAAAAAACAUCAAAUAAUUAAAGAUUCCAGCUAUACUACCGAUGAAUUGAUACAAUUAAUUUCAAAUAGUGAUGAACCAACACCAAAUGUACUUAUCACUUCCACAAGGCCAACAUUUACUUCAAAAAGAAAAUGUGAUUCACCGACAAUUAAUUCAAAAAAAAAAAAAUGUAUUCACUGACACCGCUCCAAAAUUAUAUCCACAAAAACUUUAAA